Molecule: messenger RNA, 885 nt
Organism: Neltuma alba
Lineage: Eukaryota; Viridiplantae; Streptophyta; Magnoliopsida; Fabales; Fabaceae
Product: anaphase-promoting complex subunit 13
Exons: 4
Coding region: 232-423 (63 amino acids)
Biological process (GO): protein K11-linked ubiquitination
Cellular component (GO): anaphase-promoting complex
Source: RefSeq, a predicted model, not a curated record
AUUCUCAGUCCCUUUCCCAUCUUCAUCUCUUCUCUGCUUUGGCUUGAAAAACACGAAUUACUCCUCUUCUUGGACACGAAUCGUGUCUGAAAAGUGAGACAGAGAGUGAGGAAAACACAGCCAGAGAAAGGGAAGAGAGAGCGAGACAAGAGGAAUCAGAGAUCGGGGAGGAGAUAAGCCACAUGCAAAUCGGUCUUUGAACCAAGGGCGUAGGCUGCUGAAUGAUCAAAUAUGGCAGAACUGAGCUUGGGUAUUCUUGUUGAUAUUGUUGAUGAGGAAUGGAUGAGAGAUACACUUCCCGAUGAUGAUCUUCCGCUACCUUCAACACUGAUAGUUCGGACAGAUGAUACUGAGGACUUAAAUCAGGAGACUCAACAAGUCAAUGCGGAUGCUUGGCAUGAUCUUGCCAUGGGCCCAGAAUAGAAACCUUAUUUGUCAACGAGGGUCGUCCCUCGCGAUAAGUGGAUGGUGUUUUCUUUAUUUUUGUGUCAUAUCAUCCAUUUUCUACUUCUGUCAAGUCAGAUGUUGAAGUCCUAGUUUUUUUUUUGGUCAUCUACAUUGUGUAAUUAGAGAAGGAAUGUGAAUGAGAUAUCGACUUAAUUAGAUAGCCUCCUGCGCGAUCUCAUUUAUUUUAUGUCAUCUAAGGUACAAAUAAUGCGUCCUACUAGCCCUCAUAACAGAUUUAUAUCCAUGCAAUUAGUUCUGUAGUUGAAAAGUGGCAUAGUCGUUAGUGGUCAAUCCCGACAUAAGAUGAUUCUUAACAUGAGAAAUUCACAAGUUAGUAACUUCCGGUGCUGCCUGUGUUGAUGUUAUCUGAGUCCUUGACAUUUUCACUCCCAUAUCGAGGAAGUCAAUCAAAAUGAUUCUUUUUUCUUUUGUUUUGGU